GCUAAGCUGAGGGAGCUUCGUCUUCAUCAUCACAGUAGAGCAAAUGAUGAAAUAUGGCUGCACACUACAAAUAUAUGCUCAUGUUUUAACCAGAGCCAUGGUUAAAACAUUUCCACACGAAAGUCGGAAUACUUUUUCACCAUGAGAAUUCACUGCAAGAUUGUGGCGAUCGCGAUAUGUUUCGGAGUUUUCCUACUUUUGUACUUUUUCGGGGGAAACGGUGCGGACGAGCCGCCGUUGAAAGAAGUUGCAAAAGAAAAACAUUUCUCAUUCUUUCGUGACAUCGAGGACAUCGCACCGGUGAAAGAGGCGAAACAAACCCAGGAAGAACCGUCAGUACCACCGAAACUAAUCCGCAAAAAUGACCGCAGAGAGCCAAAGUUGAGCAGCAGAGGAGGGAAUGUCAGCGCGAAGACUGGGCAGAAGAGUGAGAUUGGGCGGCCCGGGUCAAAGGUCACCCGAGCAGAAGAUGUCAUGCACCUGGCGGUGGUGGCUUGUGGGAACCGUCUAGAUGAAACGCUGACCAUGGUGAAGUCUGCACUACUCUUCAGCAUAAAGAAGAUCAAGUUUCACAUCUUUGCAGAAGAGGACUUGGCCGAACAGUUUGAAAAAGGGUUCAGUCAGUGGCCUCAGACGGUAUCCUCCAAGUUUCACUACACCAUAUAUCCAAUCACCUUCUCUGUGGGGAAUGCUGAUGAAUGGAAGAAGCUCUUCAAGCCAUGUGCUGCCCAAAGGCUGUUUCUUCCUGUUAUUCUGAAGGAUGUGGACUCGCUGUUGUACGUAGACACAGAUGUUCUCUUUCUCCGGCCUAUGGAUGACAUCUGGAAGUUUCUGAAGGAUUUCAACAGCACUCAGCUAGCUGCCAUGGCCCCUGAACACGAGAUCCCCAAGAUCGGCUGGUAUAGUCGCUUUGCGCGACACCCCUUUUAUGGAGUGACAGGGGUCAAUUCAGGUGUCAUGCUAAUGAACCUCACACGGAUUCGUAGCACUCUGUUCAGGAACAGCAUGAUUGCCAGCGGCCUGUCUUGGGAAAAUCUGCUUCACCCUCUAUAUCAGAAAUACAAGAACCACAUCACAUGGGGAGACCAAGACCUCCUCAACAUCAUCUUCCAUUAUAAUCCAGAGUGUCUUUACAUAUUUCCAUGUCAGUGGAACUACAGGCCAGAUCACUGCAUGUAUGGAAGCAACUGCAAGGCAGCGGAGGAGGAAGGUGUCUCCAUUCUUCAUGGUAACCGUGGAGUGUACCAUAAUGACAAGCAGCCUGCCUUCAGAGUGGUGUACGAUGCCAUACAUGAAUAUCCUUUUGAAGAGAACAUGUUCCAGUCUUUGUUUUACCCUCUUCAGACCAAGUUCCUCGACACAGUUAACACCCUGUGCGGAAGAAUUCCACAGGUGUUCCUCAAACAAAUAGAAAAGACCAUGAGAGCUGCUUAUGAGAGAAAAGUGGUCCGCCAUGUUCGACCGCCACAUGAGUAAUGUGUCUUGACUCUUCUGAAAGUACUUUUUUCACAUAUUUCGGCUUCAUAAGGAAAAAUCUCUACCUGCUGCUUGGGUCAGAGUGGUUCUUAAAUGGAUAUUCAGUGUGAAGUGCCAGAGGCAAGCUACAUGUGGAACAUCUGCCUUUGCCUGAAGUUCACAAGCCAGAGGAGUUUGGCAUAUUGGAAACAAAUUCUGUUUUGAGCAGCCGUUUUGACUCCUGAGGUUUGGGUUGGCUUGGAAUUGCUCAAUGAUUGGAUGCAGCAAUGUUGAAGGAAUAUCUGUGGAAUCAAUUAUAUAUAAAACCCAUGAUUAUCAAACCUUUGGCUCAGAGACUUAAACAAGUGCAUUAACGAGUGGGUACCAUCCAUCUGAAUGUUCAAGAAGAUUUUUUUUAUAAGUAUAUCACAGACUCGUUUGCAAGGCUGUUUUCAGCAAAUCCCCCAAUAAUGAGCUGUUGAUAUAAAUGAUCAUUUUUUCAGAAUCUUGUUCAUUAUGACUUGUAUUACACAACUGGACCAUUGGAUUUCUAAGUGGAUAUAAAUUCUAAGUGGAUACACCAAUUUGUUUGUGCUUUAAAAGCACAAUGUGGUCUUGUUUUUCAAGCCACAAAAAUGAAUAUAACAUGCCCAAACUACCAAAGAGGACUAGCUUGAAAGCAUUUUAGAGCUCAAGAAGGUGUACAUUCAAUUUAAGACACUAGACACAACCCCUUCAUUACAAAGCCCUAAAGGAUGAUGUUCGAACAAGUUACUUUGAUAUCUGCAAGGGCCAUAUAGAUGAAUUGUUGUGAAAAAGUUUCUUCGUGACUCUAUAUUUUAAUAUAUACUGUGUACAGUAUAUAAACACCCUGAAGGAAUCUCAUGAGAACUUUUGGCCUUUCCAGAAUUCCCAUUAACUUGGCUUUCUUCUUUUUACUGAUGCUACAAGUCUAUUCAGGUGGACAAAAUGAACUUCAAUAUUAAGAAUGUGUUUGAGCAUCCCUUUACAUAACCGUAGUACACUAUUCUGAAAUUGUAUCUGAGAGUAAGAGCACAUGGGAAUAAUGUAUAUUAUGUUGUGCCAGAUAUAAAUGUAUUUUUUAAGCAAUAUUCAGUUUGUUCAAGUUAUAAAAAGACAGUAGUGCAUUUAUGGCAUGAGGAUUUGUUUUCCUGGUGCUUUUCUAGAAACUUUACCUUCACUAAAGUGGUGUCUUCUACCAGAGCAGUUUAAGAACAAAUGCCAUUAUGUAAAAUAAAUGAGUUCAUGUGCAGCCACGUGGUUAUAAUGAGCUAAUUAGAAAUGCUUGUACAUCAUGACAGUAUUAUACAAUUGAAAACAACACUUGCCAAUAUGUUUUUUUACAGAUAAGUGCACUUUUGUGUUUUUCAUGUUGAGGCUAUUGAUUCUGGAGUGUCCACAAAGCAUUUCCCUAGAUUUAAAGGGAUAGCUCACCCAAAAAUGAAAAUGUUGUCAUCAUUUACUCGCCCUUGUGUUGUUCCUAACCCCUAUGACUUUGUUUCUUCAAUGAAACUCAAAAGAUGUUAAGAGAAUGUUAGCCUCAGUCACCAAUCAUUUUCAUUACAUCUUUUUUCCAUUGAAUUAAAGUGGAUGGUGAGUUAUUGAAUAAACUAUUUUCUUUGCGUGAAAUAUCCCUUAUAAUGUUUCUUCAGUGGAAUCAGAGGGUAAAACAUAAAUACACAUAUAAAUGAUUAAUUACAUAGAUUAGAUUCAACUUUAUUGUCAUUGUGCAGAGUACAAGUACAAAGCCAACGAAAUGCAGUUUGCAUCCAACCAGAAGUGCAAAAAAGCAGAAAUGAUAAUACAAGUUCUAGAUUCGUUUUACAAAACAAACCAUCUCUACCCAUUUUAUUUUUUUUACUAUGCAUUGAGAUAUUUUUUACAAUCCAGAAAUAUUUUUAAUUCAAGUAAUUAAUCACAGCAUCUUAAUUUGUCGACUUUAUGUGUGUGAACAUCAUAAAAGACUGUAAGCAUGUGUGCUAAUGUGUUGGUAAUGUUUUGAUGUAUGUUUUGACUUGUUCAUCAGCACAAUGUGCUUAAUCUUUAUUUGUGUGACCAGUUUCCACCCUCCUGUCGCUGGUCUGGGAUCAGUGAGGAGAUUUAUUUAACUGGAAACUUUAGGAGACUGUAUUAUACAUCUCAUGUUAUCUCUGAGUAAAGAGAUGCACCAGCGAUAUUGAUUGUAUCCAAUGUGCUUUGCCGUCUUGUAUUAUGGCCUUUUUAAAUAGAUGUCAGAAAUGUAGUAAAUUGAGUAUGCAUUUAAUAUUGAUUGUAUCAUAUUUUUUUUUUCAACAUUUAAAAAAAAAGUAUAUGAAAAUGAUAUGAAUGUAUAAGGGAAACUGAUGAAGUGCUGUCACUUGUCACAAUUUAUUUUGUAUAAGUAUUUUACUUUUGCUUCUUUUUUUUGUUUUUGCCUUCACUUGGUCCUGUGGUCAACUUCCCAAAAGUAUAUACAUAUCAAAUACAUUUAUUUAUUAAAAACACAUUGCCCUAUGACAAUAUAUUGCAUGUAGAGAUUUCAAAAGGGUGACACUUCUUAAAGGUGCAUGCAGGAAUUUGUUUCCUGAUUAAAAAAACUUUUACUCAAAUAAAUUCAUUGUAAUUUUGAAAUAUAUUUAUAAAAUCAUGACCACUCACUUAGAUUAUGACUCCAGUCAUAUUAGUGACCUUAUAAAAGCCAUUUUAUUCCACUUGGAGACGGUCCCCUCAUGGGGUCUGCCAUGUUGGAAUCACAUGACCAGCUGAAUACUAAUUAUCGUAGUAGCCGCCCUGUUAUUGGACACUUUAACUCCUGCAUGAAAUUACUCAUGGCUGACUGUAAUGGCAUUGGUAACUAUUUUUGAGUGUAUAAUAUUUGGACGUUCAAAUAGAAAUGUAAAACAAAAGAAUUACACAUAGUUUCAAGGGUUUUUUUUAAAUCUAAUU
Messenger RNA from Xyrauchen texanus (razorback sucker), 4401 nucleotides. Its product is annotated as glucoside xylosyltransferase 2-like. Gene Ontology annotation, biological process: protein O-linked glycosylation via N-acetylgalactosamine. The coding region runs from base 142 to 1476 and encodes 444 amino acids. Gene Ontology annotation, molecular function: UDP-xylosyltransferase activity. The record is from RefSeq and is a predicted model, not a curated record. NCBI's taxonomy places the organism in Eukaryota, Metazoa, Chordata, Actinopteri, Cypriniformes, Catostomidae. The transcript has 7 exons.